AUGUUGCACUCGCUGUACAUCAUCAACAAGGCUGGAGGGCUCAUCUAUCAGCAGGACUUGAGUUCUGCAGCUCCCAAGCUAAGCUCUAACGAUCAUUUGCGUUUAGGUUCUACUUUCCAUAGUAUGCAUGCCAUUGCGGCAUUAGCAGCGCCUACUAAUUCAGGUGGUAUCAAUAGUCUCGAGACAGGCACAUUCCGUCUCCAAUGUCUACAGACACCCACAGGCAUCAAGUUCUUCAUUACGGCAGCUUUGGGAACGCCUGAUCUUGAUGUGGCACUGCAGACUGUAUAUGAAUUAUACGUGGACUACGUGCUCAAGAACCCAUUUUACGAGCUGGAGAUGCCGAUCCGAUGCAGUCUAUUCAACACUGGACUCAAGCGAUUCGUGGACAAGUUCAAUCUGGACAGUGGUCGACGUCGUCCGCAGAUUAGCAGCGGGGCCGAGCUGUACUGA
Messenger RNA from Peronospora belbahrii, 453 nucleotides. The record is from the annotation of a GenBank genome assembly. NCBI's taxonomy places the organism in Eukaryota, Oomycota, Peronosporomycetes, Peronosporales, Peronosporaceae.